AUGGUUAGGCUAUCCUCACUUGCAUGCACCCUUCUUAGCUAUGCAGCUAUUUUUACGCCGCUCACCGAGGCCCGUCCCCAAACGCCCAAAACCGGCGCCGUCUUCAAGAAUCCAAAGAUAGAACAUUUCAUCCAUCUAGACCUAUCCGUAGGCUAUCCGGUCAAUACCACGACUAUCUGGGGCGGCGCAUCGCGAUCUCCCAAUCUCCGUGGCAAUUUCACAGGCAGCAUCAAGGGAACCAUCGAGCCAGUGGGUGCAUCAUUGGAACAACUUGUUACCCCCGACGGCUCUAUUAGUUAUUACACAAAUACAUUCACGCUCAACACGACAGACCAAAUUUUAUUGCUCAUGGAUGUUCAGGCGACUGUCCGCUACGCCAAUAACGCUCUCCAUGGCCUUAGCAGUGUCAAAUUUUCGACCGAUGGCAGUAAAAAGAACACGCUCGCCCACGUCAACUUUGAUAACUAUGUUGGCGAAUUCACUGCAAACUUCUUUACGGGGAAGGCGAGCGUGGAUGUGUUCAAGCUGGAAUCAAGCGGCAGGAUUGACGGCAAGCUGACCGAUGGAGGCAGUUAA
Molecule: messenger RNA, 576 nt
Organism: Arthroderma uncinatum
Lineage: Eukaryota; Fungi; Ascomycota; Eurotiomycetes; Onygenales; Arthrodermataceae
Exons: 3
Coding region: 1-576 (191 amino acids)
Source: RefSeq, a predicted model, not a curated record